AUGAAUGCCUUCCUAGGCCCCCAGCCUUCUAACAGAAGUAGCAGCAGCAGCAGCGCAGCAGCAGCAGCGGAGCCCACGUGCCUGGAACUGAACCAGCUCUGUGAGCCCCGGGGCCCCCAGGGGGCCCCCGGGGGACCCACAGAUGCAGCAGCUGCUGCUUCUGGGUUUUUCCCGCAGCUGCUGCUGCAGGUUGAGGGCCGAUUUCGUGCUGCUGCUGCUGCUGCAACCAACACUUUGGGUGUAUGUACACUCCCCGCCCUCUUCCUGGGCGGAACUCUCUUUGGCGUUGUAGCAGCAACUCUUUCCUAUCGAGCGCGCAUGCGUGUCCUCAACAAACGCCUUCCUGCUGCUGCUGCUGCUGCUGCUGCAGCGCCUGCAGCAGCAGCCCCAGCAGCACCACCUGCAGCAGCAGCAGCAGCUGGAAGAGGAGCCCCGCCCACGCUGAACAGCCUAAAGCCUGAGCUGCUGCAACUUCCUUCCAAAUCUGCUGCUGCUGUCAUAGCAGCAGAGCUGUCUAGACACCGCAGAAGCAAAGUGUGGGGUGACGACGACGAAGACGAGGGGGCCCCCGUAGGGGCCCCGCAGCAGCAGCAGCAACAGCAGCAGCAGCAGCAGCAGCAGCGGCAGCAGCCUGCGUCUGCUGCUGAGUUGUUUACUGCUAGAGAGCUUGCUGCUCUCUUUUUUCUGCCUGCUGCUGCUGUUGCUUCUGUGUUUUCAAUUGCCUGGAUUUACCUCAAGACCCAAUGCGGCGUAGCCAAUGUAAGUGCUGCUGCUGCUGCUGCUUCUGCUGCUGCUGCUGUUGCUGCUGCUGUCGUUGCUGCUGCUGUUGCUGCUUCUGUCCUUGCUGUUAUUGCAGCAGCUGCUGCUGCUGAUGCUGCUUUUGCUGCUGCACUCGCGCCUGCCCCUGGAGCUUGCUAUGAAGGCGUCGCCUCAGUUGAGGUGUACGUACAGCCCAGCUGA
This is a messenger RNA of Eimeria tenella, 960 nucleotides long. RefSeq lists its product as uncharacterized. The coding region runs from base 1 to 960 and encodes 319 amino acids. Lineage: Eukaryota; Apicomplexa; Conoidasida; Eucoccidiorida; Eimeriidae. The transcript is spliced from 2 exons. The record is from RefSeq and is a predicted model, not a curated record.